This is a messenger RNA of Neoarthrinium moseri, 1077 nucleotides long. RefSeq lists its product as uncharacterized. NCBI's taxonomy places the organism in Eukaryota, Fungi, Ascomycota, Sordariomycetes, Amphisphaeriales, Apiosporaceae. The record is from RefSeq and is a predicted model, not a curated record. Gene Ontology annotation, molecular function: oxidoreductase activity. The coding region runs from base 1 to 1077 and encodes 358 amino acids. The transcript has 2 exons.
AUGGCAGAAGCCCCACUUGAGUCACGCAAGUUGUACGUCCGCUCGGAGGAUGCCCAAAAGUUCGUCGAGGAUGUUUUGAAGGGUAACGGCGUGUCUGCGAAGAACGCUUCUACUGUUGCAAGGUGUCUUGUUCAAGCAGACUUGCGUGGAGUGGACACACACGGGAUCAACAGAAUCCCGUCUUACAUGGCGCGCAUCCAGCAAGGUGCCCUUGACGCGGCAGCCGAUCCGGUCGUUACGAAGGUUACUCCGGUGGUUGGCCAGGUCGAUGGUCGGAAUGGGUUCGGCUUCGUUGCCGCACAUGCCGGCAUGAAGCUGGCCAUUGAAAUGGCUGAACAAUUCGGGAUUGGGAUGAUCAGCAUUAAGCAUUCGAAUCACUUUGGCAUGAGCGCGUGGAUCGUCCAGCAGGCUAUUGAUGCGAACAUGAUGAGCCUGGUGUUCACCAACUCAAGCCCCGCCCUGCCAGCAUGGGGAGGAAAGAGUAAGCUCAUGGGCGUAUCACCGAUCGCCUGUGGUGCUCCAGGACGGGAUAAACCGUUUAUUCUUGAUAUGGCUCCUUCCGUAGCAGCCCGCGGCAAGAUUUACAAGGCCAAACGCCGCGAGGAGAAGAUCCCAUUAGACUGGGCGCUGGACGCUGAAGGAAAUCCCACCGAUGAUCCAACUGCCGCACUUGGAGGAGUCAUGCUUCCUAUGGGCGGACCAAAAGGGUCUGCACUAGCUAUCAUGAUGGAUGUCUUCUCGGGUGUCCUGUCAGGUUCUGCUUUUGCUGGCCACGUCACAGGUCCUUACGACCCAUCUAAACCUGCAGACGUUGGACAUUUCUUGGUAGCUAUCAAGCCAGAUCUCUUCAUGAGCCUGGAUGAAUUCCGCGACCGAAUCCAGUAUCUGUACGAGCGGGUUGUGGGCUCCGAGAAGGCUGCUGGCGUGGAGCGAAUCUACUUUCCGGGAGAGAUUGAGCAGCUUACUCAGGCGGAGAGGCUGAAGAAUGGAAUCCCAUAUGUUAGUGCCGAGAUUAAUGCUCUGAACGCAGAGGCAACGAAAGUCGGUGCCGCUGGUAUAAUUGUGCGGGAUCAAUGA